UUGGAGAGGUGGGAAAACACCAGUGACUUCUCCUCAGUGUACAGCAGCACGCGCACCCGGGGCCCAGAUGGAGAAAUCUAAAAACUUCCGCAUCGACGCGCUGCUCGCAGUCGAUUCUCCCAAAGUGCAGACCUCUCCUCUGGCUCUGGUAACUUCCCUGUCUUCCUCUUCCUCUUCCUCCAUCUCCAUCCCCACGUCUGGCUCCAUGGACUCUUUACGCGCAGACUCUUUACGCACAGAAACACCGUCUCCACCGAGGAUUUCCAACUGCGGCUUGAUCCCCAAACCCGGUUUCCUGAACAGUCCGCACAGCAUGCUCGGAUUACACCCGCAGAGCACCGCAGGGAUCCCCACGCAGGCUCUGUACGGACACCCCAUGUACACCUACUCUGCUGCGGCUCUAGCAGGCCAGCACCCCGCCCUGUCCUACUCCUAUCCGUCCCAUCACCACCAUAAUGAUCCCAUCAAACUGACCGCCAGCACCUUCCAGCUGGACCACUGGCUGCGCGUCUCCACGGCCGGGAUGAUGCUGCCCAAAAUGUCCGACUUUAACUCUCAGGCGCAGUCUAACUUGCUCGGUAAGUGCAGAAGACCCAGGACUGCUUUCACCAGUCAGCAGCUGCUGGAGCUGGAGCAUCAAUUCAAGCUGAAUAAGUACCUGUCACGACCGAAGCGCUUUGAAGUGGCGACCUCCCUCAUGCUGACAGAAACCCAGGUUAAAAUCUGGUUCCAGAACAGACGCAUGAAGUGGAAGCGGAGCAAGAAGGCCAAAGAGCAGGCGGCUCAGGAGGCCGAGAAGCAGAAAGGCGGUAAGGGAGGCCAGGAGAAAUCUGACGGACUGGAUCAGUCGGAAUAUAAGAGCAAGACGGACUCAAAAAACGGCAGAAUCAGAGACUUUAGAGACAGUGACGACGACGAGGGAGACACCUUCCUGUACAACUCGUCAGACUGCUCCUCAGACGACGAGACGAACCACACCAGUGAUAUCAGUCCGCAGCCUUGAAGCUGGGAGAAAGUGGAGAUUUGUAAUGACUGUGGGGGGGUUUCGCUAUAAAAAAAAGUGCAUGCAAUCCAACCUCUGAUCACUCCGUGGAGCUUUAGUCAUAAAGCAGCAGAUUUAGGGUUUAUUUGAGCAGCAUCACUCCACUGUAAACUGUUGCAUGGCUUUAAUGCAAGCUGCUGUGGUUUCAUCAGCUUCCAGUAACACCUCACAGAUCACUCAGUGAAAGUGAUGUUAUUUUGCUCCUCGUGGUGUCCCGUAGCUGAAAAAAUGUUAUGUUUAUUUUUCUACACUGUAUU
This is a messenger RNA of Eleginops maclovinus (Patagonian blennie), 1299 nucleotides long. RefSeq names its product motor neuron and pancreas homeobox 1 (gene mnx1). NCBI's taxonomy places the organism in Eukaryota, Metazoa, Chordata, Actinopteri, Perciformes, Eleginopidae. The record is from RefSeq and is a predicted model, not a curated record. Gene Ontology annotation, molecular function: DNA-binding transcription factor activity, RNA polymerase II-specific; sequence-specific double-stranded DNA binding. Gene Ontology annotation, cellular component: nucleus. The transcript is spliced from 3 exons. Gene Ontology annotation, biological process: spinal cord motor neuron cell fate specification; endocrine pancreas development; central nervous system development. The coding region runs from base 68 to 1003 and encodes 311 amino acids.